This is a messenger RNA of Gadus chalcogrammus (walleye pollock), 4339 nucleotides long. RefSeq names its product ankyrin-2-like. The transcript is spliced from 29 exons. The record is from RefSeq and is a predicted model, not a curated record. The coding region runs from base 9 to 3410 and encodes 1133 amino acids. Gene Ontology annotation, biological process: protein localization to plasma membrane. Gene Ontology annotation, molecular function: cytoskeletal adaptor activity; transmembrane transporter binding; spectrin binding. Gene Ontology annotation, cellular component: plasma membrane; neuron projection. Lineage: Eukaryota; Metazoa; Chordata; Actinopteri; Gadiformes; Gadidae.
GGGUAACCAUGGGUAACUCAGUAGGUUGUAAGGCCUGUACUUUAGAUAAAACACUAGCCAGCAUCGGGAGUGACUUGGAAUUAAACCUGGGAGGCGACCACCAUGGGGCUGCUGAUUCUGGAUAUGAAGCUUAUGAUGGAUUGUCGGACAGCAACACCAGCUUUCUACGUGCUGCCAGGGCAGGGAACCUCGACAAAGUCCUGGAGUUUCUGAAAGGGGGAGUGGACAUCAGCACCUGUAAUCAGAACGGUCUGAACGCGCUCCACCUGGCCGCCAAGGAGGGCCAUGAGGACCUGGUGGAGGAACUGUUGGAGAGAGGUGCGCAUGUCGACUCAGCUACCAAGAAAGGAAACACUGCCCUCCACAUCGCGUCAUUGGCUGGACAGAAGGAAGUUGCCAGAAUCUUAGUGAAGAGAGGCGGGGACGUCAACGCCCAAUCACAGAAUGGCUUCACUCCGCUGUACAUGGCGGCCCAGGAGAACCACCUGGAGGUGGUGCGCUACCUGCUGGAGAAUGAGGGUAACCAGAGCAUCGCCACAGAGGUAGGCGUGUGUGACGGCUUCACCCCGCUGGCCAUCGCCCUCCAGCAGGGCCACAACUCUGUGGUCUCCCUGCUGCUGGAGCACGACACCAAGGGCAAGGUGCGGCUGCCCGCCCUGCACAUCGCCGCCCGCAAGGACGACACCAAGUCAGCGGCCCUGCUGCUGCAGAACGACCACAACGCAGACGUCCAGUCCAAGAUGAUGGUCAAUAGAACCACUGAGAGCGGCUUCACCCCGCUGCACAUCGCUGCCCACUAUGGAAACGUCAACGUCUCCACCCUGCUGCUGAACAGAGGAGCUGCGGUGGACUUCACAGCCAGGAACGGCAUCACUCCUCUUCACGUGGCCUCCAAGCGGGGGAACACCAACAUGGUGGCGCUGUUGCUGGACAGAGGAGCUCAGAUAGACGCUAAGACAAGGGAUGGUCUCACCCCACUACACUGUGCAGCGAGGAGUGGACAUGACCCUGCCGUGGAGAUUCUGCUGGAGAAGGGAGCGCCCAUGUUAGCCCGGACAAAGAACGGCCUGUCCCCACUGCACAUGUCUGCCCAAGGAGACCAUGUGGAGUGUGUUAAGCAUCUACUGCAGUACAAGGCACCUGUUGAUGAUGUCACACUGGACUACCUGACCGCGCUGCAUGUCGCCGCCCACUGCGGCCACUACAGAGUCACCAAGCUACUGCUGGACAAGAGGGCCAACCCCAACACCAGAGCUCUGAAUGGCUUCACUCCACUGCACAUCGCCUGCAAGAAGAACCGGGUGAAGGUCAUGGAGCUGCUGGUGAAGUACGGAGCCUCCAUCCAGGCCAUCACUGAGUCCGGUCUGACUCCCAUCCACGUGGCAGCCUUCAUGGGUCACCUCAACAUCGUGCUGCUGCUGCUGCAGAACGGGGCCUCGCCCGAUGUCCGCAACAUUCGUGGGGAGAGUGCCCUCCACAUGGCAGCUCGGGCAGGGCAGAUGGAGGUGGUUCGCUGCCUGCUGAGGAACGGGGCUCUUGUAGACGCCGUGGCUCGCGAGGACCAGACACCGCUGCACAUUGCGUCUCGCCUGGGGAAAACAGACAUCGUCCAGCUGCUUCUGCAGCACAUGGCCCAUCCGGACGCCUCCACCACCAACGGCUACACCCCCCUCCACAUCUCCGCUCGGGAGGGGCAGGUGGAGACGGCGGCUGUGCUGCUGGAGGCUGGAGCCUCACACUCACUGGCCACCAAGAAAGGAUUCACUCCUCUCCACGUGGCAGCUAAAUAUGGAAGCCUUGAUGUGGCAAAACUCCUGCUUCAACGGAGAGCUCUGCCUGACGAUGCAGGGAAGAACGGCCUGACCCCUCUGCAUGUAGCAGCUCACUAUGACAACCAGCCGGUGGCGCUGCUGCUGCUGGAUAAAGGGGCGUCCCCUCACGCCACAGCCAAGAACGGCUACACCCCGCUGCACAUCGCAGCCAAGAAGAAACAGACGGCCAUAGCGCUGGCCCUGCUGCAGUACGGGGCCGAGACCAAGGUCUUGACCAAGCAGGGGGUCAGUCCUCUGCACCUGGCCGCCCAGGAGGGUCACGCAGACAUGGUGGGCCUGCUGCUCGGGAAGGGAGCGCACGUCAACGCACCCACUAAGAGUGGACUCACUCCUCUCCACCUCUCAGCCCAGGAGGACAGAGUGAGCGCAGCAGAAGUGCUCGCUAAGCACGAGGCCCACCUGGAUCAACAAACUAAGCUUGGAUAUACCCCUCUGAUAGUGGCCUGUCACUAUGGAAACACCAAGAUGGUCAACUUCCUUUUACAGCAAGGGGCAAGCGUCAAUAGCAAAACUAAGAACGGUUACACACCACUCCACCAGGCAGCUCAACAAGGGAACACACACAUCAUCAAUGUGUUACUACAGAAUGGGGCCAAACCCAACACCACCACUCUGAAUGGAAACACGGCUCUGUCCAUCGCUCAACGGCUGGGGUACAUCUCCGUCGUGGAUACCCUCAAGGUCAUCACCGAGGAGGUCAUCACCACGACAACCACGGUGACAGAGAAACACAAGCUUAAUGUUCCGGAGACCAUGACAGAGAUUCUAGAUGUGUCUGAUGAAGAAGGUGAGGACACGAUGACGGGUGAUGGCAGUGAGUACCUGAGAGCCGAGGACCUCAGGGAGCUGGGGGAUGACUCUCUGCCAGGACACUACUUAGACGGCUUCAGCUACAUGAGCCACAACCUGGACAGGCCCAACCAGAACCCAAACCAACAUUACCAAAGAGAGGGGCUUCUCAUAGAGGAUAUGCUCUCAAGCCACCAGGUGGCAUCUUUGUCAAGAGAGAAUGAUAAGGACUCUUUCCGCCUGAGCUGGGGAACCGAGCACCUUGAUAACGUGGUGCUAUCAUCCAGCCUGCUGCAUUCUGGCCGCUCUUCCCCGUGCCUAGACCAUGACAACAGCAGCUUCCUGGUCAGUUUCAUGGUGGACGCAAGGGGAGGGGCCAUGCGCGGUUGCCGUCACAACGGCCUGCGCAUCAUAGUGCCUCCCAGAAAGUGUUCUGCGCCGACGCGGGUGACCUGCAGGCUGGUGAAGAGACACCGUCUGGCCUCCAUGCCCCCCAUGGUGGAGGGGGAGGGGUUGGCCGGGCGCAUCAUAGAAGUGGGCCCGACCGGGGCCCAGUUCCUGGGUAAGCUCCACCUCCCCACGGCUCCGCCCCCUCUUAACGAGGGCGAGAGCCUGGUCAGUCGCAUCCUGCAGCUGGGUCCUCCAGGGACCAAGUUUCUCGGGUAUGGCUGCCUGCUUGAGGCCCGCAGAACCCCAUGGCAUUCUGGUUACCCCUUCCCUUUAAUUGUUUUAUUUUGUCCCCUACAAGGAGUUGUUCCUUGUUUCCCAGAUUGUGUUCCUUUAUUUUGAUCCACAUGUUUUGCUUUAUCGAUAUAACUUAUACAACAAUGUAUAACAAUAGAAGUCAUUUUCUUUGUACUGAUAACAACUUCUCAAAGUACUCCAUGUUAGUUUUGAAUUCCCAGGUAAUUAAAGGUUGCCGUUUUCUAGCUAUGAGCAUAUAACAGAGAAAGGCCACAAUAUUUUUUCACAAUAAAAUCCGCGAAAUAGUAAAUUUACAACAAACAUUGUGUCUUAAUUUCUCUUCAAAACAAUAGAUUACAGCAACAGAAAGAAUGUUGUUUUAUAGGACAGAGAUCAAGGGACGUUUUGUUUGUAUUCCAUUCCUUUGACUUUAGCUGAAUGUCUUCUGUGUUAUUUUUCUUGAUGCUGGACAUAGAGGAGGCCUUAUUUCGAUAUAAUAACCUCAUACCUCAAGGGUUUACUUUGUAUUUGCCUCUAGUAGUGGCCAUGUAUGACUUCAAAUUGUUCACAUUUAUUUUAUUUUUUAUUUAUUUUUUUGCAUCGUUAUAAGCACGGCACAAAGAUAAUGGACUCGGCUCUGUGUAAAUUACCAUACCAUACUGAUUCAAAGAAUUGAGAGCUUGUUUAUGAUGCAGGGUCUUAUAUAAAAACAGACCGCCGCACAGAAUGCUUUCAUUAAAAUAUUCACCCGACCAAAAAUAACCAUGGCUUCGUAGUAGGCUUGAUAAAUUGUGAACAAAGUAAAGUAAUUAAUGCAAAUAUUGCCUUAUUCACUAUGCUACGUUUUUCACCCUGCCUAAUUUCUAUUUUAAAUAAAUGAAUAAAUAGUGUAUGGCCACUUUGUACAUGGAGCAGAGUUCAAUCCCUAGUGAGUUUCAUCGUCUUUUACUCCAGUUAUUGUUUGCUCUUCCCCCGCACUUCGGAUAAAUUCCUUCACCUCAACCACUUCCAUACUACUCUUCCCCUCUUCAAAC